Lasiosphaeria miniovina is the source of this 759-nucleotide messenger RNA. RefSeq lists its product as uncharacterized. The transcript has a single exon. The record is from RefSeq and is a predicted model, not a curated record. NCBI's taxonomy places the organism in Eukaryota, Fungi, Ascomycota, Sordariomycetes, Sordariales, Lasiosphaeriaceae. The coding region runs from base 203 to 625 and encodes 140 amino acids.
ACCUACUGCACCUUACUGCACAUACAGUACUUGUGGGAGACGUCCCGUCCGAAUUGGGCUGCAGCGGCUGUCAUUGGAGUGGAACGCAUGGAGGGUGCCGCGCACUGCAGUCGGUGUCUGUCUUUCAAUUUCUCAGUCAAUUAGAAAAAGCUUUACUAUUAGCUUUGGUUCUCCAUGUUGUGCACAGCGAAUUAGAACCUAAAUGCAAGCAGAUGCGGGGCCCCCAGGUUCCUCGUCAUGCACCUACACAAUAGCAACUGGCUUCGUAACCUCUCUUGCUCCUUCCUCCCAGAUCAGGGUUCCAUCUCAAACCCCCAAAGUCGGUCAGCAGAAGCAAGGUGACGCCCCGAGUCUAGAAUUACAAAGCACCCACCUCUAUAACCAAUCUCGCAAGCUCCCCGGCGACACAUGGCAAACGUCACCGGCCAUGGAGCUAUACGCAGCCGGCUUCAACGCCUGGAACCAAUUGCGCUUCCCCCCUCAGAGCCACGCCGGUCAACAAGAAAAAGAAAAAGAAGAAGUGGACGACGAGCCUGACGACUUGUCUUCCUUCACUUGCGUACUGCGCGACAAGGACGGGAUCGACGACGUCGAGCCCUUUCUCUCCUACACGCUCGGUGAGUGAGUCAUGCUGGUGUAUUCUCAGUGUAACAACCACACCUCAACAACUGCCUCGGUCGGCACACUAUCGCUGCACGCAGGGGUGGUCGCGGCUCUGCUCCAUCUGCCUUGCUCUGUCACUUCUACUGCCUUGCUUUG